GAACGCGGAGAGCGAGGUGACCGCGGAGAGCGGGGGGAGCGCGCAGAACGCGCAGACCGGGGAGAACGCACAGAGCGCGAGGAGCGGGGACACAAACGUGAAAAAACCGAGGACCGUCGAGAGCAGGGCGCCACGAAGAAACGACGACACCGGGGGGAGUGAAAACAAAGAUGAGUAUCAUGAAUGUCGAGAUAGGAUCUUCAAAAAGUAUUAAAGUACGAUACAGUUGUACUCCUGAUCAGAGAAGAAUAGCGACUGAAGUACUUAUUCUAGCGACUAUGUUUUGAUGGCAAGAAGAUGUUCAUCUGGAGCAGCAUCUCGAGUAGUUGUAGACUCACUGCGGCAGUAACAGUAUCUUAUGUGCUCUUGCUGACGUGGUCGAGUUCGAGGUCAACUUCAGGAUGAGCUGGAAAGUAGACCCCGAAGGAACUUUAACGUGUGUCACGGCCACCGGAGAAUCACCGAGCUAGCGGUAGGACGAGAGGUUUCCUUCAAAACCGAGAACAAAGUGAAGAAAAAGUAACUAAUUUGCCCCGAAUUACUCUCACCACUGACGAGCUUUUCAAAAAUGUGAACCUGAAACUACU
This is a messenger RNA of Amoebophrya sp. A120, 587 nucleotides long. The record is from the annotation of a GenBank genome assembly. NCBI's taxonomy places the organism in Eukaryota, Dinophyceae, Syndiniales, Amoebophryaceae.